Messenger RNA from Coturnix japonica (Japanese quail), 1348 nucleotides. RefSeq names its product microseminoprotein, prostate associated (gene MSMP). The record is from RefSeq and is a predicted model, not a curated record. Lineage: Eukaryota; Metazoa; Chordata; Aves; Galliformes; Phasianidae. Gene Ontology annotation, cellular component: cytoplasm.
AUGGACAUACAGAGCCCUGUGUCACUGGGAACCACCUGCUCUGAGCCCAGCUCAACGAUAGCCAUGGCCCUGAGAGCGCAAAAGACGGCAUGCACCUGGGGCAAGCUCUGCCUCCUUCUCUCCCUCUUCCUUCAGCUGCCAGGCUCCCAGGCCAAAUGCUACUUCCAGGCUAAAGCUCCCUGCGAGUAUGAGGGGAAGCAGUUCUCCCUUGGUGAGUCGUGGCUGAGCACCAACUGCCUGCUGUGCACCUGCCUGCACCCCAUCGGUGUUGGAUGCUGCGAAACCACCCAGCACCCCAUUGACUUCCCUGACUGGUGCGAGGCCCACUAUGACAAGCAGACCUGCCAGAUCUCGGUGGUGCAGAAGGCCAACCCCAGCCUGCCGUGUGUGAAGAGCAUGGAGCAUGAGUGGGGCUCAGCUGGCACCCCUGAGCCACUGAACAAGGUGCUGGAUGCAGGGCUUAGCAGAUAGAGCGCACGGCCUUGCUGUCAGCCCCCACUCCCCCAGGGCACACCUCCUGCAUGCUCCAGACCUGCCCCAUCCUGUAGACAUCACUGCAGCCACCUUCCAGGGAAACCACUAUCUAUGCACUAUUGUACUGAGCUAACAUUUACACUCUAGCGCUGCCACAGUACACCUUUGCUUCUGCCUUCAGCUUCCUGAACUCAUCUGGGGCCCCUUCCCCAACACGGCAUCGCUCUCAAGGUGAGCAGUGGGCCAGGGCACACAAGUCUCCAAUGGGACCAGAGUGCCCUGAGCUGUGAUUGUUUGGGGGAAUGCAGAUCCCAAGGGAUGUCUACCAAGGUACACAGGGAAUUUCCAGCUCAUGGAGAGGGCCACAGAACCAAAUUACACCACAGCCAGCUGCAAGCUAAGCAGCUCCCACCAAGACCCCAGUUCCUUUGUCUGCAGGCACUGGCAUCUCAGUGGGAAGCAUAGCAGACCUGAAGCACAACAUGUGCUCUGGCCAGUCCCUUCUCUGCCCCUGAAUACAAGAAGCGUAACCUGCUUCUUGAACCACUAAUGCCCACGCUCCCACAGCUCCUGUGAUCAGAGCUCUGUGUGCCAGCCCUGGGCAACACUACAACUGAGCCAGCCCUGGGCAGGCAGAACACUGGGCACGUGGGGAAAACCGCUGUCCCCAGGAGGAGCCUGGCCCCUGUGCAAGCUGUCCCAUUCCAGCUGCAAGAAGCUGGGUGCCCCACUGGUGUUCAGAAUCCUGAAGCAACCCGUCUGUGCGAGCGUGGAGCUGGCUGCCCUGACAGCCUGCCCCAGCUGGUGCCAUGCCUGUGCUGUACGGAGCCUCGUGUAGAUGUUUCUGUUCUUGCAAUAAAGGUAUUAAACGAAA